Messenger RNA from Jatropha curcas, 1242 nucleotides. Its product is annotated as peptidoglycan-binding LysM domain-containing protein. The record is from RefSeq and is a predicted model, not a curated record. Gene Ontology annotation, molecular function: protein binding. Lineage: Eukaryota; Viridiplantae; Streptophyta; Magnoliopsida; Malpighiales; Euphorbiaceae.
AUCCUCCGUCUCUUUUUUUCUCUCUCAAAAACAAAUGGGCUGUUGUGGCGACAAAGACGAAGAUGAUCCAAUUCCGAUUCUAACACAGCAUCUAAACCCGGCGGAUUUUUCAAACCAAAUCUCGGCGGAGACAACGAUUACUAUCUCUCCAAUGAACUCUCACUUCUCUGCGCUCACGUGCCGGGACACACUACGGCUGAUAUUCGAGAAGCUUCCGGUGGCGGACUUGGCGCGAGCGAGCUGCGUUUGCAGGGUCUGGAACUCGGUAGCUUCGGAUGGUGAGAUUGUGCGUAGCGCGUUUAUGGAACCGUGGAAAUUGAAGGAGGUGGUGGGGAAGCCCGUGUCAAGCUGUUUCUGGAGAGAUAAUGACAUCUGGAAGUUCGCUAUUUCGCAUAAGAUUGUGAGAGGGGAUACAGUUGCUAGUCUUGCUGUCAAGUAUUCGGUUCAGGUUAUGGACAUAAAAAGAUUAAAUAACAUGAUGAGUGACCAUGGCAUAUAUUCAAGGGAGAGGCUAUUGAUCCCUAUAAGCAAUCCAGAUAUUCUCAUGAAUGGUACAUGCUACAUUGAGCUUGAUACCUGCGCAAAACGGGAAGUGGCAGUGCUGUAUCUGGAGGGUGAGCCUGACAAGAGGUUCAGCUAUUUGUCAAACAGGGCAACCUCCAACCAAGGCAAGAGAAGGGUUCUUGACUCUUUAAAGAGAAGCAUGCAAGUUGAUGAUGGGACUGCCCAAUACUACUUGUCUAUUUCAAAUGGUGACCCUCGCGCUGCUCUCACGGAGUUUUCUGCAGACCUUAGGUGGGAGAGGCAAACAGGCUUCGGCAGCUAGUUCAAGUUUGGAACUGUGAAGUUGUUGUUCAAUCGGAUAUUUAAAAAAAAAAAAAAAAAAAAAUUGUUUUGGAUCAGGGUUUGACAUUCCUUUUCUCAACAACAUAAUGCUAGAGUGAGCAAAGAGCAAGGUGUUAAUAUCUCAUUCAUCUUCCUUGAGGAUAUUAAUCUUUGAUUCAACAGUUGAGCUGAGAUCCUCUUACUUUUGAAUCUUUGAUGAUGCUAAAAGCAUGUGUGUCUUCCCUGAUGUUAAUUGUGACCUACUCUACUUCAACUGCUCUGGCUUCCUGUUUUGUAUUUUACCACUGCCUCAAGUUAAUGGUUACUUGUAUUGUAUAUGUGAAGUACACAAGUGUGAACCGACUUGACUAUCUUGUUCGAUUUGUAUUUAUCAAAUGAAAAGUGAAUUUGUCCAAA